UCAUUCAUUCUGAAGAAACCUAGAAAAGUGUUCUUCUAUUAUUUUAUAGUUGUCAUCCAAUUUAAAUAAUACCCUCCUCUCUCUUGUUCACUCAUUCAUCCAUACAUUCAUUCAUUCAUUCAUUCCAGAUUCAGCAUCUAACUAUGGUAAUGGCAGACAACAAAAAACAAAGGUAUGCUGUUGUUACAGGUUCUAACAAAGGGAUAGGAAUUGAGACUGUGAAAGGGUUGGCCUCUAAUGGAAUCAAGGUGGUGCUCACAGCCAGAGAUGAGAAGAGAGGGAUUCAAGCUGUUGAGAGAUUGAAAGGGUGUGGUUUCUCCUCUAGCCUUGUGGUUUUUCACCAGCUUGAUGUCACUGACCCUGCUAGUAUUGCAUCCUUGGUUGAUUUUGUUAAGACCCAAUUUGGGAGACUUGAUAUCUUGGUGAACAAUGCAGGAAUCAAUGGGUUCAACACACAUGAUAUGGUGGGACAAACAAUUAAAUGGAGGGAAUUGCCUCAAACUUAUGAAAUGGCUGAACAAUGCCUAACAACAAAUUACUAUGGUGUUCAACAAACAACUGAGGCUUUUCUUCCUCUUCUUAAGUUAUCCGAUUCACCCGUGAUUGUUAAUGUUUCCUCCGAAGCAGGGCUCUUAAAGUAUAUAUCAAACGAAUGGGCUAAGAGGGUGUUUGAAGAUACUGACAUUCUUACAGAAGAGCUAAUAGAUGAAGUUUUGAAGGAGUAUAUGAAAGACUUCAAACAAGGUUCCCUAGAACAUAAGGGUUGGCCAACCUAUCUAUCUGCAUAUAAGCUCUCAAAAGCAGCUGUGAAUACCUACACAAGGCUUAUGGCCUAUAAGCAUCCAAAGUUCUGCAUUAAUUGUGUUUGCCCUGGUUUUGUCAAGACAGACAUGAACAGAAACACAGGAAGCUUAUCUGUUGAGAAAGGUGCUGCUAGUGUUGUGAGAUUAGCACUGCUGCCACAUGGUUCCCCUUCUGGCUACUUCUUUGCUAGCCAAGAUGUGUCUACCUUUUGAUUGAUUUUCAGUGUAUUUACAUUCUUACUGAUCAUAUAGGGAGAAAAUGACAGGAUGUGCGUCUUGUACAUAAUUUUUAUCCGUCAUUCUAUUAUUGUCUCUUGAGAGAAAAUGACAAGAAUUUUCAAGGAAGCAUAAUUGGAGAAAGAUAAAAGGUUCUGAGCAGUUGCAAAAGGAGGAAGAAGAAGCCAAGAGAAGGAGAGAAGAGUAAGAAAGAAAGAAGGAAGAAAAUGAUAGGGGUGUUGCUGUGGCUUCGCAACAAACCCUUAUGGAGGCAUGUGAGAAGGAAGCCAAAGAUGAUGCAAGUUGAAAAAGAAGAAGAAAAAGGAGAAGAAAGUGAAAAGAAAAGCUCUAACGGGAAGAGAUCACAUUACUCUUCAAAGAAAAAAUAUUAUGACAAGAGGCAGGCCACUGAUGCUUAGAGUUGAGGAUUUUGUAGAAAAGGCUUCUGAGGCUGUACAACAUCUAUAUUUCCAUCUCAUGUUGAAGGAAGAAGUUAUGAUGUCCCACAUGUUGUUGUUGCUACAAUUUUACUACCUGUUGAGGUACAAAGUUCGGUUGCUGGACCUUGUACUGCUGGUCCUUCAAGGCAUGCUGACCCAUCAACUGUUGAGAACUUGAGAACAUAGAUGUUGAGAAGUCCCGGAUUGCCAAGAUAGUCAUUAUAAAUGAGAAGACAAACCUCUUGAACUAGUUUUUAAAGUAGUGUUAAGUCUCUCAAAUUCUAAUAUGGUGUCAGAGUCUACCUUAGAUCUGUUUAGGGGAGACCACACGUAUAUGGGUUACCCGUAGAUGUUCAUUUCUGCAUAUUCCAUGCUCCAUAUGUCCAACCAUGAGCAUUAGAGGGUGUGUUGAGAAGGCCUACAUUCUUACUGAUCACAUAGGUUCAAUGUAUCUGGAUCUAGGGUUUGGGGCUCACCAACUACAUAGUGGGGUCCUCAUUGUAAAUUGUAUGCUCACUUUUCUACUCAAUAUAUCUCUAAGUCUUUUGUGUUUC
Lotus japonicus is the source of this 2013-nucleotide messenger RNA. Its product is annotated as (+)-neomenthol dehydrogenase-like. Gene Ontology annotation, molecular function: oxidoreductase activity, acting on the CH-OH group of donors, NAD or NADP as acceptor. The transcript is spliced from 5 exons. Gene Ontology annotation, cellular component: membrane. NCBI's taxonomy places the organism in Eukaryota, Viridiplantae, Streptophyta, Magnoliopsida, Fabales, Fabaceae. The record is from RefSeq and is a predicted model, not a curated record. The coding region runs from base 144 to 1016 and encodes 290 amino acids.